GAAGAGAUGGAUUUGCUGUCACAUUCACACUCUGUUCUUCAGCAGUUAAACAUGUUUGCUGUAUUCAAAAACUAGCAAAGCUUGCAGGCUGCAGUGGAGUCAGCUGUGAAUGCUAUCGUGUCUUACAGCUGACUGCAAGAUUGGUGUUUCCUGUCCUUAAACAGGCAGUGCAACAUGCCAAAAGCAUCGACUGAGACAAACUGAGCCCUGACCAAAGCAGGUUCUGACAGUGGCGGUCACCAUGGAGGAGAGGGAGCGGCAGUCUAAUGGAGAGGAAAGAGGUGAUGUUGAAUCCCCCACAGGACAGUCAGUCACGGAUGCCAAAACUGGUGUCUUUCUGUCAGGUCAGUGUGUGGCGUCUGUGUCCACAUCCACUUGGUUCACUCCCACCUUUGACUUCUCACACUGCAGGACUCUUCUGGAAACCAAAGGCUUCCAGAUUCCAGCAGAAGACUUUGAGAGUCCACUUCAUUUAGCGCUGGACCACCCGUCCAUCAGAAGAUACCUGCUUUUCAACUCAAGCAUUUUUAAUGUCAUCAUGGCCCCACUGUUGUAUCUGGUGCUGUGGUGCACUGUGUACUCGACCAUUCACAUGCACCUCCAUGGCAGCUCAACGGACUUCUGGGUGCUCUGCCUGUGUGUCAGUCUGGUGUCCGUGAUCCUCACUGCUGCCAUCAACCUCAUCUUCCACUACAGCAACAAAGAGAUCAACAUGAACACAGACGUGCGGUUGGUGGGGGUUAAUGAGCACAUGGUCAGGCACAAGCUGCUGUUGGGAGUGGCUGACUGGGUCCAGAAAUGCAGAGGAAAUCUGCAGCUCUUCUGUGUGUACUGGGACUUGUCCCCAUGUCUGACAUCUCUGACUGAAGCGCUGGACGACAUGAGUUUUGUCAGGGAUCAAGUACAGAACAAACUCAAGAAAAGAAUGUCCCACCUAGUUCUAGUGACCGAGGUCACGACCCUGGAUCCCGAGGCUGGAGUACAGGACGAGGAGCUUCCAGAAGAAGAGCAGCCGCUGCUGGUGGGGGGACGAGAGCGAAGCGCAUCAACUAGUCAACGGGAAGACUCUAAACUCACCAAAAACUUCAGCUUGAUGCCUGACACCACUCUCUCAAAUCAGGCGAUUGCUCAGCAGCUCCUGAUGACCUACAGUGCACUUUAUGUCAGACUACUGGUAUCAAACAAGCUUCCUGCUCCUCCCCAGCGGCCUUCAGCUGCAGAGAAAAAUCAUUCCGCUUCCUCUCUGUGUCUGUGUGAGUACGUGGAGCUAAAGGUUCUGCGGUAGACAGAACAUGACUAUCAAAUCUCACAUUCAAAAGUUUUGCUGUCAAUUAUGAUAUAGUCACAGACUGUUCUUGCUGCUCUUGAAUCUGUUAUGAUUUUGUCUGUAUACUGAAAUAUAUAUAUAUAUAUUGUUGAGUUAUUGUGGUUUUCUAUUUGCACCAUAUGCUCACAAUGUGUGAAACAAUGAAGUGCCAGCUGAUUCUUUCCUCUUCCAUGUUAAGUUCUUGUAUUAACCAGACAAACUGACAAUAGAUGAGUCGCACUCGUCCAAAAUCUUGCUCGACAUAGUUGUAUUUUUUUAUUCAUGACAUGAUCUUUGAGAUUCUGAUUAACACGUCUUAAUCAGGGAAUCAAGUAAGCGCCUCAACAUGGAUUUUUGCAAAUUUCCAGAUGAUACAGGAUAUGCAACCACGCAAAAAAUUUGGACUUGAGUUUAGCGGUAGUUCUUUACAACAGUUUGUAGUUAUUAAGUUAUUAAACAUACGUUCGGGAGGAGUACGCCCAUCUAAUCUUCUAAUUAUUAGCAGGACAUAAAAGCGGCCUCUACUUCUUCCCAGCAUUGGUUCCCAUCCCUCCUCCUCCCCUUCUCCUCCUUAUUUGUAUUUUACCUGUGUAAUCAUCAGUAGGCAAAUCGGAGCUCCAGUAGAACAUCCUCCCUGAGCCCCUCCAUAUGCACAGCAAUCCAAAAACUGCUUACCACGUAUGCCAAGAUUAUAUG
Messenger RNA from Sinocyclocheilus anshuiensis, 2002 nucleotides. Its product is annotated as transmembrane protein C9orf91-like. The coding region runs from base 242 to 1285 and encodes 347 amino acids. NCBI's taxonomy places the organism in Eukaryota, Metazoa, Chordata, Actinopteri, Cypriniformes, Cyprinidae. The transcript is spliced from 11 exons. The record is from RefSeq and is a predicted model, not a curated record.